Cucurbitaria berberidis CBS 394.84 is the source of this 449-nucleotide messenger RNA. RefSeq names its product DUF1909-domain-containing protein. Bases 67 to 300 code for a protein of 77 amino acids. NCBI's taxonomy places the organism in Eukaryota, Fungi, Ascomycota, Dothideomycetes, Pleosporales, Cucurbitariaceae. The record is from RefSeq and is a predicted model, not a curated record. The transcript is spliced from 3 exons.
UCUUGAUCACUCUACGGACCAACAUAUUCACUCGCUCUCAGCAACUGACAGUCAGCCGUUCACAAAAUGGGUAACGGAGCCAAAGCACAGCAAAAGCGUGAUCGCAAGGGCGACGCCGGCCCUAAGGAGGCGAAGAGCCAACUGAAAACAAACGUGGCCGCCCAAAGCAUCAAGUGCAAGACCUGCUUUCAGACCUUCCAGGGCACCACCAGCCGCAAGCUGCUCACCGACCAUGCCUCGAAUAAGCACAGCAAAGACUUCGGCGACUGCUUCAACGCUGACGAGGGCGUCUCGAAGUAAGCGGAUGUACAAAGAACCGACGAGGAUAGCAAUAUAGAGGCGUGCGAUUUAUGCGAGCAUAAGAUACCACAACUGAUGAGCGGGGAAUGCUUGGAAGACGUCAUGACAUUUAGACAGCAGUAAAGAUGAUAUGGUGCAAAGGCGUAGGG